Messenger RNA from Penicillium vulpinum, 450 nucleotides. RefSeq names its product 4-carboxymuconolactone decarboxylase. The coding region runs from base 1 to 450 and encodes 149 amino acids. Lineage: Eukaryota; Fungi; Ascomycota; Eurotiomycetes; Eurotiales; Aspergillaceae. The transcript has a single exon. The record is from RefSeq and is a predicted model, not a curated record. Gene Ontology annotation, molecular function: peroxiredoxin activity.
AUGUCGGCACAGAACAAAGUCAACAAUCUGCACAAGCAACUCUUCGAAGAAGGUCUCAAAGUCCGACGCGAAGUUGUGGGAGACACAUAUGUCGAUCGGGCUCUCGCGAACGGGUCAACUGAAUUCUCCCGUCCCGGCCAAGAACUAGUCACUGAAUGGUGCUGGGGAUAUGCCUGGACUCGACCCGGUCUGGAGAGACGGGAUCGCAGUUUACUCAACAUCGGCAUGUUGAUGGCUUUGAAUCGUGCGCCAGAGCUGGCGGUGCAUAUCCGAGGUGCUCGCAACAACGGUCUGAGCGAGGUUGAAAUCCGGGAAGCUAUUCUUCAUGCGACGACAUACUGUGGUGUUCCAGCUGGUGUUGAUGCUAUGAAAAUUGCCGAGAGGACGUUAAACGAGAUGGCGGAUAAUGGGGAGAAGGAGCGGGAAUUGGGAGCUAAGGCUCAAUUCUGA